CGAUAAAGAUGAAGAUAUAGCUCUGCACAACAUACACAGACAGACGGGAUGGAAUUUCAGGCGUUACAAUCAAAAUACCCAGAACACACUGAAGUUGUGCUCGGGAUAUACCUCAGAUCAUAGAGUAGGCGUUAGUUAUUUGGAAAGAAUGAAAGUUUUUCGUCCCAUCUAUCAUGCAUUGAUUAUUGUGCACUUGUGCUACUUGUUAUUCGCUGUGAAAUUUUCUCAUUUCCCAAAGGCUUCAUGCAUAGGAGGCUUAGACAUAUUUCCCUCCAUCAGGAAAGUAGAUAUUUUGUCAUCCAUCCACUUCACAUCGACAGGAUUAGCCCCUCCGCCUCCUAGGUGCCUAUAUAUCGGGGAUCAGUAUUAAUCUAGCCUUUUCCAUGUAUUAAGAAUCGAAGGAUGUUUCAGACGUAGUAACAAAUCGAGAAAUCGC
Molecule: messenger RNA, 436 nt
Organism: Mollisia scopiformis
Lineage: Eukaryota; Fungi; Ascomycota; Leotiomycetes; Helotiales; Mollisiaceae
Exons: 1
Coding region: 149-370 (73 amino acids)
Source: RefSeq, a predicted model, not a curated record